Contarinia nasturtii (swede midge) is the source of this 1182-nucleotide messenger RNA. RefSeq names its product testis-expressed protein 9. Lineage: Eukaryota; Metazoa; Arthropoda; Insecta; Diptera; Cecidomyiidae. The record is from RefSeq and is a predicted model, not a curated record. The coding region runs from base 1 to 1182 and encodes 393 amino acids. The transcript has 3 exons.
AUGUCAGAUCCGUUUUUAGAACGUGAAAAAGAAUUGAUGAAAUUAAAUGAAUCGCUGAAUAGUAAAAUGUCAUUUGAUCUGAAAACACCAAAAGCGAUUAGUUUGAAAUCAAAUAAUAACAAAGCGAAAAAAUUCAUCGCAAAUAAAGCGGCGACACUUCGCAGCGUUGAUGUCAAUCAACAGCAACAACAACCAUCGAAAAAUGGAACAAAAGAAGCAAAUAAAUUAAAAAAUGACAGCUGUGAUGUCAAAAAAUCAGUUUCGAACACCUACUCGACCGAAAAAUUAUUGUGUGAAAAACCUGAACUUGAUCCGAAGGACACCGCCUUUAAUCGAAACAAUAACACAAAUAUUGAUGACGUGCAAAAAUCAUGCAACGAACCAAUGAAACAAACGACCGCCGACAAUAAUAAAUAUGAAAUUGAUGAUCAAACCGUUAACAGCGAUAAAUUGUGUGAUACAUUGAUUGAAACAAUUGAAAAGGCAAUUGAUACAAAACCAUCGACAAACGCCACACAAUUAAGUUUGAUUCCGGCAAAUAUUUUUCGAAAAAAUGCCAGCGCCGAAGGGAUUAUUAAAUUUCUCAAAGCAAAAGUAACAAUAUUACAGCAAGAACUAGACUUGAGUCAUCAGGAGAAUACCAAAAAUUUGGAUAAUUUGGCAAAAGCCAUUGAACUGCAAAAGAAAACCGAGGCGUCGCGAUGUCAUGCAAACAAUACAAUCAACGCGUUGAAUGCGCAAAUUCAAAAAUUGCAACAAAACGAGAUGAACAUUACGCUAAAGUUGAAGGAAAAUGACUCAAUACAACAGUCGCAUCGAAAAGAGUGUGACGACCUGAAAUCAAAAUUAAAGAUGGCACACCAGGCGAAUGCUUCACUUGAACUACGACUGAGCAAAAGUCUCGACGAUUUGGAGUGUUUGCGUAAAAAUUAUCGUGUUAUUAAAAAUGGCGAAAAAGAUUUGCAAUCGUCAUUGCAACACGAACGCACAUUCUAUGAGAAUCAAUUGAAAAUCAAUCAAAAGCAACGCAACGAUCUCAUUGCCGCACUCAAAAAGCAUAUGUUACUCAUUGGCAAUUUGAAGCAACAAAAUGUCUGCCUUACCCAAGCAAAAUGCAUUCAAAUGUCGGAGAGUGAAUUUCUUAAAAUUUUGGACUGGAAUAACUCAGACGCCAAUAAAUAA